GCAAAGAACUGCCUGCGUCUGCCUCGUCCCGCCGUCCUUGCACGCUUGCACUGCGGAAGAUGAGGUGUCAGAAUUAUUGUUUUUAGAGUGCGUCGCGAUUGCAGCGUCCGGUGCGUUCUGGACGGUCUUUAGAGCUUGAACGCUUGCAUAACAACCCUUGUUUCAGCUGAACAAAUGUGAAGUUCCUAGCUUUGCAGAGAUCCUGUACGUACUUUGUGACUGUAUUGCAUUGCUUACGCCGCUAAGAGGUGAAGUAAAAAAAGAACAGUCGGAAAAUUUUACAGCUAUGAACGAAAGCGACCCGCGAGAUGUUGACGGCGGUGAGAAAGAAAAAGACCAACUGGUCGAAAACGGCAAGAACAAAGUGCCUAUCGAAUGCAAGUAUUGUUCGUCCCGGAUACUCAACGUUGGCGUGUGCGAGUUGGUCAGUACGCAGUACGACCUUCCAACAGUGGAUGGGGACAGCAAGAUGGUCGAGAAGCUAACAGACUUUUGGUGUGUUAAUGACAUCUACACCUUUGAAAACAUUGGAUUCACCAACACUGUUGGUCAAACAAAAUACCUGGCUUGUGCCGACUGUGAACGGGGCCCUGUAGGCUGGCACAGCCUGGAGACGAGGAAAUCAUUUGUGGCACUUUCAAGAGUGCGCCAUCUGUAAAGUCCUUGUUGAACAUCAAAGUCUUAGUUUGGUACAUUUGUAGACACAGAGUGCCUUGGUGACAGUGUGCAUUGUGCCUGAUUCCAUUAGCCUGUGAAGGAAAUACUCCGUCACAGGUUGCUGCCUACCAAAGACAGCUGCAAGUUUUCUGUGCAGCUUGUCAUUUUGAAUCAUUCCCAUUCAUUAACCAAGAUAUUACUGCUUGCUAAAAGAAAUGUCUGGUUACCAGAGUGUCAUUUUGUCCUCUGUAACUGCAGAUCAUACAGCGACAUGGCUUUAUGUGUAAUCAACGUUUUGCCGUUUUGUUUGACAAACAGCUCACAUUGAUAAUAGAAAAUCAUGUUAUGCAGUGUGCUGCUGCUAAUUAGAGAUAAUAGCAAUGAUUUUUUAAUAUGUAUUGCAGACAUAGUAGAUUAACUUAAAAGAGACAGUAUAUAAUUCUUUAUUGCAUGGUAGACAUUGUGCCCAAAAAAUUGCAGUUUUUGUUUGGAGCUUCUUGUGGAUUUUUACUUGUUUUACCAUGUUAAGGAAGUUUUUCCCUCUUCAUUUACAUUGGGUGCACAUGAAACAGUAAUGUGUGUGUGUGUACCUCAACCUUUUGAUGAUAGUGAUAUAUUGAGCAAUACAUAAUAAAGCUUUAUGUUAAAGACUAUAUUUGGUAGUGGCAAGGUUUAAGCUCAUGAGCCAUUGUACUUUUAAGGGUAGUACACAUAUUUUAACCACCAUACGUAUUAUGUUUUUGCAAAUGAAGGUGGUAUAGUCUUUGUUAAAUUAGUCCAGUUGAAUUUAUCCUUUAGCAUUUUGUUACAGUUGUUUCACACGGUGCUCAGUUCUUUUUUUUUUUUUUUUUUCCCUAGAAGAGUUGAUAUGGGACAUGCCUAAAGCAAUAAUGUGCAGGUGCUAGAUAUGUUUCUGUGAACAAAUAUGUGCAUGAUCUGUGUCGUACAUCAAGACAAGGCAUGCGUACAACAGAUCAAAAUAAUGCAUGAGAUUUUAUUUGUUCACACUAUAAAAAUAUGAAUUCUAUUGACUUAAUUGAAAGCUUGGAGACUGUUUUAUGUGUCUUAAAGCCGAGACCUCAUUAUUGAAUUUAGUGUCUUAUUUCUGAUGGUGUUACCAUAGCACUUUAAUGAUUUCAUUGCUCUGGUUGCAGCUAUGUGUCAAUUUUGCACUUCGUUAUUGCACAGCGAAUUGUGUCUCUGUAUAUCAUAGCCUUCAUCUGUCAAGGCAGAAAAUGUCCUUAUUUCUGAAAGGGGGGAAGAUUGAUGAUUUGCCAUGGAGGGGGUGGAUUAAAGUCUUCAAAGGAAUGCUGACAAAGAAACAAACUUUGCAGCCUUCAUGUACUUUGUAAACUUGCUCAUGGCACUCCUAUUACUACCUACCUUGCUGUGCUUAUCACCUCUGUCAUUUUUGGGGCAAAGGACCCUAGGCUAAACCAAUUUCAGUGACUCAAUCAUCAUUGCAUUCUCCAGUGUUUGUCAGACCCUAUGCUUUGAAAACUCUAUCCCUCUGCUUCACUUGGAUGUGUGCCCAAUUGGCCACUGGUAAGGGGCCCUGCAACAUUUUUUUUUUCAACAUUGUAAAUAAACCUGCUUAUUUGCUAAACAA
Messenger RNA from Dermacentor silvarum, 2266 nucleotides. RefSeq names its product guanine nucleotide exchange factor MSS4 homolog (gene strat). The transcript has 2 exons. Gene Ontology annotation, cellular component: membrane; cytosol. Gene Ontology annotation, biological process: post-Golgi vesicle-mediated transport; small GTPase-mediated signal transduction. The coding region runs from base 287 to 658 and encodes 123 amino acids. Lineage: Eukaryota; Metazoa; Arthropoda; Arachnida; Ixodida; Ixodidae. Gene Ontology annotation, molecular function: zinc ion binding; guanyl-nucleotide exchange factor activity. The record is from RefSeq and is a predicted model, not a curated record.